Messenger RNA from Debaryomyces tyrocola, 303 nucleotides. Lineage: Eukaryota; Fungi; Ascomycota; Pichiomycetes; Serinales; Debaryomycetaceae. The record is from the annotation of a GenBank genome assembly.
AUGCAAGUCAAAAUUAUGCAUAUGGGCGGGUAUUCAACAUGGAAACAACAACAGAAGGAUAAAAAGGUAAACCAAUCAUUUGGUAAUGAUUCGUAUAGAGAAAAUCUAAGUGAUUUUGUGAAUAGCGAAGAGUUCACGCAUUUAUCAAGCUAUGAACAGAGCGAUAUAAUGGAUCAAUUAAACGAAACUUCAAAUCAGUCGUUACUGGAAAACGAGACAGAGGAGACAAAUCUAGAUGACCAGCUAAGUAUGAACGAACUAUAUCGUCUUUUAAACAUAGAUUAUGAUUUGAUUUACAACUGA